UGCAGCCUCAGUUUCCAAAAUUUUUUAAACAAACAAAUACUAAAAUAGCAUUCGACGGACGUAAACAAAGGCCGCAAAACGCAAGUGCAGUUGGCGUUAGCAGCGAUAAUACAACCACAACAACGACAACAAGAACAACAACCACAUAAUGGCUGGUUUCAUAGCGGUGCAUACAGGAGCUGGAAACUGCAUCGACGAGACCAAAUACCAGCGUGUCAUCAAAGAGGCAUGCAUACGUGCCACAGAAAUUCUCCGCAACGGAGGCAGUGCAGUCGACGCCUGCGAGGCAGCGAUAAUGCGUCUGGAGAACUGUGGCCACACCAAUGCCGGCUUUGGCUCGAAUCUCUGCCUGGAUGGUUCCGUACAGUGCGAAGCAGCCAUUAUGGAUGGCACCUCAUUGAACUUUGGAGCCUGCACCAAUGUUAGCCGGGUGAAGAAUCCCAUACAGCUGGCCCGUCGCAUCUGUGACGGACAGUCGGAGCAACAGCCUCUGGAUCGCAUUCCGCCCAUGGUGCUGGCGGCCAGUGGAGCUGAGCAGUAUGCCGAGCAAAUGGGCUGUUCCAUGGUCGAUCCCCAUGUGCUGAUCUCAUCGAAAGCGAAAUUCCAUUACAAUCAUUAUAAGAGCAAAUACGAUAUGGUUGUCGGCAACAGCAAAUCCGUCGUUGAAGACGUCGUUCCCGAACCCGGCAAUGAAGUGGAACUCACGGCAGCCUUAGACACGGUUGGUGCUGUGUGCGUUGAUGGCGCUGGCAACACUGCAGCCGGCUGCAGUUCCGGUGGCAUUCUCCUCAAGGUGCCUGGUCGUGUGGGACAGGCGGCAACGUAUGGUGCCGGCUGCUGGGCAACCGAUACUGAUGAGUUGGCCAUUGCCACGUGCACGACGGGCAAUGGUGAGUACCUGAUGAAAACACUGCUCGCCAGAGAGAUCUGCAAUGGUGCCUUUAGCAGUGACUGUGCCGUAACGAGUCUCCACAAAACGUUCAAGCAAAAGUUCCUGGACUCACCACUGUUGCCACAACAGCAGGAUCUCUACGCCGGCGCCCUGACAUUGCUCUAUUAUCCCAAGCAAAGCUGCGGCGAGGUGAUGUGGAGUCACACAACGCAAUCGUUUUGUAUUGGCUACAUGUCCACAACGCAGAAAGUGCCAAAGUUUGUACACUCGCCGCUGCCCACGUAUAGUGUGCCUGGCAGAUCGUGCGUCGUCAAUGGCCAUAAUUUCCAUUUGCGCAUUUAGUUUUUGGCCAGCCAAGUAGCCAAGUAGCCUCAGCCAGAGUCUCUGCCUCAAUCUUGGGCAUACACAUAGGCAGACACUGAGACAGCCUCCUCCUCCUCCUGCUCCUGCUCCUCCCCGUCAUUCAGUGUCAGAUUUGCAGUUUUCUGCAAUUCAUUUGAUUUAAUGUUUAAUUGCCGCGACAAUCGCUGCUGCCAUUGCAGCUGCAACGCCCAACCGACAACGCCAGCAGCAGCAACAACAACAACACCAACAGCAACAGCAACAACAUUUCGCUUUUGUCUCGAUGAAAUAUUAAGAAUCAUUAAAUGAAAAACUUUUUAUUGUAUAGUACUUAUGUAUGUAACUAUGUAUCUUUCUGUUAAUGUAUCUUUUUGUCUGUCUGUCUAUGAUAUGUGUGGCCAUGCAACACAACUAGCAAUAAAAUAAGAUAAUUUCAUAUAUGUUUGUACACACAAACACACACA
Drosophila innubila is the source of this 1698-nucleotide messenger RNA. RefSeq names its product threonine aspartase 1 (gene Tasp1). Gene Ontology annotation, biological process: protein maturation. The coding region runs from base 149 to 1234 and encodes 361 amino acids. NCBI's taxonomy places the organism in Eukaryota, Metazoa, Arthropoda, Insecta, Diptera, Drosophilidae. The transcript has 3 exons. The record is from RefSeq and is a predicted model, not a curated record. Gene Ontology annotation, molecular function: threonine-type endopeptidase activity.